AAACUUCUCGGUCCCUCCCUCUCCCCCUCCCCUUCCUCCUCCUCCUCCUCCUCCUCCUCCCCCUCCCCCUCCCCGCUGACCCGGGGCCGGCGCUGCGGCGAAGGCAGGAGGGAACAGAGGCGCGGCGACUGGAGCCCGCGGCGCAGCGCGGAGCCAGACCCGGCCCUGUCCCUGUCCCUGUCCCUGCCCCGGCGCAGCGGUGGCAGCAGCGGCGAGCGGGAUGACGGCGGAGGAGAUGAAAGCGGACGGGGCUCCCCUGGAGGGGGUGGACAUCACGCUUAAGCGGGAUGAGGGCGUCCUCAAGGUUGUCAAGAGAGAAGGCAGUGGGACAGAGUCGCCGAUGAUAGGUGAUAAAGUGACCGUCCAUUAUACAGGAUGGCUCCUCGAUGGCACAAAAUUUGACUCCAGUCUGGACAGGAGAGACAAGUUUUCAUUUGACUUGGGGAAAGGUGAGGUGAUCAAAGCAUGGGACAUUGCUGUGGCAACUAUGAAGGUUGGCGAAAUUUGUAGGAUUACUUGUAAACCAGAAUACGCCUAUGGCUCAGCUGGGAGCCCACCAAAGAUACCUCCCAAUGCUACUCUGAUCUUUGAGAUAGAGCUGUUUGAGUUUAAGGGGGAGGACCUCACUGAUGAUGAAGAUGGUGGCAUCAUCCGAAGAAUCCGUAAGAAAGGAGAAGGCUACUCCAAGCCCAAUGAGGGUGCUCUUGUAGAGAUCCAGUUUGAAGGCCGAUAUGGAGAUCGUGUUUUUGACAAGCGGGAGCUGCAGUUUGAGAUUGGAGAAGGCGAUAAUUAUGAUCUUCCUCAUGGUCUGGAGAAAGCAAUACAGAAAAUGGAGAAAUCUGAGGAAUCUAUUUUCUAUCUCAAAUCCAACUAUGGUUUUGGAAGUGCUGGGAAGGAGAAAUUUCAGAUCCCUCCAGAUGCAGAACUACAGUAUGAAGUGAAACUCAAGAGCUUUGAAAAGGCUAAGGAGUCUUGGGAAAUGAAUACAGAAGAGAAGCUGGAACAAAGCUGUAUGGUGAAGGAGAGAGGCACUCAGUACUUCAAGGAGGGGAAAUACAAACGGGCAGCAUUACAGUAUAAGAAGAUUGUGUCAUGGCUGGAGCAUGAAUCAGGACUCUCUGAGGAGGAGGAUACAAAAGCCAAGAGCUUGAGGCUUGCUGCCCACCUUAAUCUAGCUAUGUGCCAUCUCAAGCUGAAGGAGUACUCCCAGGCUUUGGAGAACUGCAACAAGGCACUUGAAUUGGAUAGCAGCAAUGAAAAAGGCCUCUUCCGGCGUGGAGAAGCCCACUUGGCUGUCAAUGACUUUGAAUUGGCCCGGGGAGAUUUCCAGAAGGUGAUACAACUCUAUCCAAGUAACAAAGCUGCCAAAGUGCAACUAGUAACUUGUCAGCAAAAAAUACGUGAGCAGCAUGAGAAAGAGAAAAAGAUGUAUGCCAACAUGUUCCAGAGGCUUGCAGACAAAGACUUAAAGUCAGCUACUACUCUUCAAACCACCCACACUGAAGAUGCAGAAAUGAAAGAUGAGCAAAAUGGAGUUGAAGAUAAAUCUGAAGUUGACACAGAAGCAUAAAAACAAAAACCCUAUUCCAUUAGUUUUGUAAAUGAAAGAAUUUCCAGUGAAUUAGACCUUUAUUUUUCUACCUGGUUGGACAGUGGCUUCAGAGGAACAGAAGCUGAGGCCACUAUGCCAUAGUCAAUUACAGCUUUGUAUGUAUGUGAAAGAAGCUGAGUGGCAGCAUAAAUCUGGUUUAAUCCUAGGGACUUUAUUUAUUCAUGCGGCCUCUGUUACUGUUUGAGUUCUGUCUGGAUUUACUCUGCUUGGUUUAUUUGCAUUUUACCAUUGUGUUUGUCUUUCUGGUUCCAGCUUACUUAAAUUUAGGAAGCAGAAUCUGGGAUUAAUUUCCUUGAUUUUUUUUUUUUUAAUGACCUUUUCCAACAGUCCUCGUGAGAUUUGAGAACAAAUCAGCACUCCCUGUUCUUCUGCCUUGGCAUUGUCCCCAUUCCCCCAUUAAAUGCUGUAACCUUCCUUGUAUGCCUCCCCUUUGCAAAUUACUGAAGGUGAAGACUGUGAAGUCACAGCUUAAGAAAUAAAGCUUCAGUUAAACUUAAGAAAACGGAACUUUUUAUGGGUUUUUAUUGGAAUUUGCGCAGAAUUAAUUGAAUUUACUGUCCUCUAGUCAUUCAGCAUUUUCUCAUCCACAUAGCUGUACAGUAGUGACAGUAUGUUUUUCUCUAUUGUUCAUUAUCAUGUUUUCACAAUCAAUACAGAAUCUGUUUGCAAAUGAAAAAAUGUUGCUGAAAAUUGUAAACAAAGCAUGUCUGUAACCUAUGCAUAUAAAGUUUAUUUUCCUGUUCAUAUUGCUA
Messenger RNA from Cygnus atratus (black swan), 2364 nucleotides. It is a transcript of the gene FKBP4, whose product is annotated as FKBP prolyl isomerase 4. The transcript has 10 exons. Bases 221 to 1570 code for a protein of 449 amino acids. The record is from RefSeq and is a predicted model, not a curated record. Gene Ontology annotation, molecular function: protein binding; peptidyl-prolyl cis-trans isomerase activity. Lineage: Eukaryota; Metazoa; Chordata; Aves; Anseriformes; Anatidae.